GGCCGCUGGACUACAACUCCCGGCGGCCCCCGCGGCGGGGCCCGGCUUGGCCCGGCUCGGCGGCGGGGAGCCGGCUUCUUGCAUCAGCCAUGGCCGCCCGGCUCUACCUCGGACCCGCGGAGCCCGGCAACCUGAAGGUGGCGGCCGCCCUGGAGGCGACCGGCGUCCGGCCCGAGCUCAGGACCGUCGGCCCCAAUGAGCGCGUGGUACCUUACCUGUCACAGCCGAGGCUCCCCGCCCUCCAACUCCCAACUGGGGACUUCAUCUUUUCAACCAACGCCAUCUGUCAGUACCUGUUCACCAUCAGCGGGGAGGAGGCAAGAGACGACACCAAUCAGUGGCUGGAGUGGGAGGCAACACAACUUCAGCCGGCUGUCUGUACGGCAUUGUACGCGAUGCUGGUGCAGGGCAGGAAGAGGGAAGAGGCUGUCAGGAUGGCCAGGAGGCAGCUGACUCACCUCGACCUGGCUCUGAGCAGCUCAGCGCUGCCCUGCCUCACCUCGGACACGGUGACCGUGGCUGAUAUCGUCGUCUGGGCAACACUGUACCCACUCCUGAAGGAAGAUCUGGGACUUCAAGAGGAGUUUGCGACCCUGAGCGAGUGGUUUCAGCGCGUGACGAGCACGGGACCCUGCCUUGCAGCUGUGGAUACUGUGCUGGAGGGGAAGGGGCUACAGGUUUUCAGGGUCCACCUCCAGAAGCAGCCCCCUCCCUUGCAUCCAGCGGAGGAGCUGCCCACCGACAGGACUGAGGAAGGAAACAGCGUCGAUCGCAGGAUAACGGCCGAGGAGGAACGCAAGGCCGAGGAAGCCUGGGCUAGCGGGUUGUCGGGGCUUCCGAAACCUCGGGAGGUGCAGCACCCCAUCCUGCCCAAGACCAAUGAGAGGAACAUACUCAUCACCAGCGCCUUGCCCUACGUCAACAACAUCCCGCACCUGGGGAACAUCAUUGGCUGCGUGCUCAGCGCCGACGUCUUUGCCAGGUUCUGCCGCCUGCGAGGCUGGAAUGCCCUCUACAUCUGUGGGACAGACGAGUACGGGACGGCAACGGAGACCAAGGCUCUGGAGGAGGGUCUGACCCCCCAGCAGAUCUGCGACAAGUACCACGCCAUCCACAGCCGCAUCUACCGCUGGUUUGACAUCUCCUUCGACUUCUUCGGGCGCACCACCACCUCGCAGCAGACCAGCAUCGCUCAGGAUAUCUUCAGCCGGCUGAGGGAGAGGGGCUUCCUGUCCAGCCACGUGGUGGACCAGCUCCACUGCGAGAAGUGCGAUCGCUUCCUGGCCGACCGCUUCGUGGAGGGGACCUGCCCUUUCUGCAGCUACCUGGAGGCGCGGGGAGACCAAUGCGACCUCUGUGGGAAGCUCAUCACUGCCGUCGACCUGAAGAACCCUCGGUGCAAGAUCUGCAGGGGCACACCGGUCAUCCGAAGCUCGAAGCACUUGUUUUUGGAACUCCCCAAGCUGGAAGAACAGCUGGAGCUGUGGCUGCAGAAGUCGAUGGGGAGCGGAGACUGGACAGCCAACGCCCGCUUCAUCACCCACUCCUGGAUCCGGGAUGGACUCAAAGCCCGCUGCAUCACUCGGGACCUGAAGUGGGGAACCCCCGUACCACUGGAGGAGUUCAAGGACAAGGUGUUCUACGUGUGGUUCGACGCACCCAUUGGUUACAUCUCCAUCACUGCCAAUUACACCGAGCAGUGGGAGAAAUGGUGGAAGAAUCCCGAAGAGGUGGAGCUCUACAAUUUCAUGGCCAAGGAUAAUGUCCCGUUUCACAGUGUUGUCUUCCCGUGCUCCCUCCUGGGAGCUGAGGACAACUACACCCUUGUCAACAGCCUCGUUGCCACAGAGUACCUGAACUACGAGGAUGGGAAGUUCUCCAAGAGCCGGGGCGUGGGUGUGUUCGGGGACAUGGCCCAGGAGACGGGCAUCCCGGCCGACGUCUGGCGCUUCUACCUGCUCUUCGUCCGUCCCGAGGCGCAGGACAGCUCCUUCUCCUGGGGCGACUUCAUGCUGAAGAACAACACCGAGCUGCUCAACAACCUGGGCAACUUCAUCAACAGGGCGGGGAUGUUUGUGGGGAAGUUCUUCGAGGGCUGCGUGCCGCCCAUGGAACUGAUGGCCGAGGACAGGAGGCUCCUGGCCCAGGUCACCUUGGAGCUUCAGCAGUACAUCCAGAGCCUAGAGAGGGUGCGGAUCCGUGACGCGUUGAAGUGCAUCCUGAACAUCUCGCGCCUCGGGAACCAGUACAUACAGAUCAGUGAGCCCUGGCGAAGGAUCAGGGGGAGCGACGCUGACAGGAAGCGGGCAGGCACAGUAACCGGGGUGGCGGUGAACCUGGCCUGCCUCCUCUCGGUUCUCCUCCAGCCCUACAUGCCCUCCGUCAGCAGGACCAUACAGACACAGCUGGGGGCUCCCGAGGCCUGCAACGUCCUGGUCGACCGCUUCGUCUGCUACCUCCCCACCGGGCACCGGAUCGGCACGGUCAGCCCCCUAUUCCAGAAGUUGGAGAGCGACCGCAUCGAGGAACUCAGGAACAAGUACAGUGGUCAGAAGCCCCACCCCUCUGCGAAGACGGAACCCGGGGUGACGGUGGGGACGCCCUCGCCGACCGAACCCGACGCCCAGCGCCUGCAGGAGAUGGUGACGCAGCAGGGGAACCGUGUCCGGCAGCUGAAGGCUCAGAAGGCGGAGAAGAUGCUGAUCGCUUCGGAGGUGUCGGUUCUGCUCGAUCUGAAGAAGCAGCUCUCCCAGGCACUGGGUCAGGGGUAGCUGUGGUGUGGGGAGACGUUGAGGGAAGGGGUGAAGGAGAGGGUCAGGUGUGUGGGAGACGGGCUGGGGAACAUUGCCAGGGUAAGGUGUUGACGGUGGAUGGGUAGGGUGUGAAGUCACGGCCUGGGGUUUGAACGUCUGCUGCUCCAACCCGGGACGGCUGUGCUGGAUCAAUAAAGGUUUUUAAUGUCA
Pristis pectinata (smalltooth sawfish) is the source of this 2963-nucleotide messenger RNA. RefSeq names its product methionyl-tRNA synthetase 1 (gene mars1). Gene Ontology annotation, biological process: methionyl-tRNA aminoacylation. The transcript is spliced from 21 exons. Gene Ontology annotation, molecular function: ATP binding; methionine-tRNA ligase activity. Lineage: Eukaryota; Metazoa; Chordata; Chondrichthyes; Rhinopristiformes; Pristidae. The record is from RefSeq and is a predicted model, not a curated record. Bases 90 to 2771 code for a protein of 893 amino acids. Gene Ontology annotation, cellular component: aminoacyl-tRNA synthetase multienzyme complex; cytosol.